AUGGAUCUUGCUAACACGCUCAUUCGGAGCGUUGUCCGCGCCUUCUAUGAGACCCGACACAUCUUAGUAGUCGAUGCGCUUUUCCUUCACUCGGUUCUCCACGCGGAAGACCUUGCCUUCGUGAUGGGGAUGCAGCAGAAGGAUCUUCGCAAACUAUGCGCUCGAUUGCGAGAGGACCGUCUGAUCGGAGUAAGCACGCGUGCCGAAAUCCGCGAUGGGUCCACUCGUCCAGUCAACCGUGAAUACUACUAUAUCCCACUCCACCCAGUCGUCGAUGCGAUCAAGUACAAAGUCUCGAAAUUGACCUCCACAAUCAAAGCCCAAUACACACCGAGCGAGGAGCGGAAAGAAUACAUAUGUCUCCGCUGUGGAGCUGAGUGGACUGAACUGGAUGUGCUGAGCCUUGUCUCCGAUGAAGGUUUCGAGUGCCAGAACUGCGGGGCGGUCCUCGAGCGAACAGAGGAUGUCAAGGGCGUGGAGGGCAUCGAUCGAACAGGACACGAGAAGAACAGCAAGCUGAUGGCUCAGUUGGACAACAUGCUCAAGUUACUCAAGCAGAUCGAUUCCGUCGAGAUCCCCCCCAACGACUUCGAGACAGCCUGGGAUCACAAAGUCGAGAUCGCCCGGAACCAGAAUACACACCCCGUUCGCGCUGCGGUCGCCGUGGCGCCCAGGCAGCAAGACGUCACACGUACCAAUCUCAGAACGGACGCCGCCGCCCUGGAGAUCUCACUUACAUCAUCCGAAGAGAAGAGUGCCGCUGAACAGGCUGCCGAGGCUGCCCGAAAGGCAGCUCUGGAGAAGCAGAACCAACUGCCUGUUUGGCAUACAGAGUCUACUGUCAAGCGUGAAGCAGCUGCCGACGGCCAGAUCAAGAACGAGGCUGGCGUAUUUGUGAAACCGGACCUGGGAGACGAAGACCAGAAGCCCAGCCUGGAUGCACUGGACGACAAGGUCGCCGCCUACUACGAAGAAAUGGCACGCGAAAAGGCCCUGCAAGCCGAGGCAGAUGCUAGCAGUGGCGAAGAAGACUCUGACGACUUCGAUGAAUUCGAAGACGUCGGCAUCUCAGGCCCAAGUGGUCCAGCCACCCCUGCAACAGCGGCUGGUCCAACCAGUGUUCCCACGCCCUCUUCUGCCUUGGUUGGCAUCAAGCGUGAUCUUGAUACUGCCUCAAGUGGCGUCCCGUCUUCUGCUGGAACACCGUCUACCCUAGCCGAUGAUGAGCCUGCCCCUAAGAAGGUCAAGACUGAACCUGGUGUCACCACUGCACCCAGAAUUAAGCCAGAUCCUGCUGUGAAGGCCGAGCCAAGUGUCAAAGAAGAGGAAUCGGAUGAGGACGAAGAUGAGUUUGAGGAUGUUUGA
Messenger RNA from Penicillium verhagenii, 1365 nucleotides. Its product is annotated as putative transcription factor TFIIE complex alpha subunit. Lineage: Eukaryota; Fungi; Ascomycota; Eurotiomycetes; Eurotiales; Aspergillaceae. The record is from RefSeq and is a predicted model, not a curated record. Gene Ontology annotation, biological process: transcription initiation at RNA polymerase II promoter; transcription open complex formation at RNA polymerase II promoter. The transcript has 3 exons. Gene Ontology annotation, cellular component: transcription factor TFIIE complex. Bases 1 to 1365 code for a protein of 454 amino acids.